Messenger RNA from Morchella sextelata, 243 nucleotides. RefSeq lists its product as uncharacterized. The record is from RefSeq and is a predicted model, not a curated record. Lineage: Eukaryota; Fungi; Ascomycota; Pezizomycetes; Pezizales; Morchellaceae. The transcript is spliced from 3 exons. Bases 1 to 243 code for a protein of 80 amino acids.
AUGGGACAAGGAACUGUAGAAUGUUUAGAUCAAGCCCGCCUGCUACAGAGGAGAGAGCAUGAGCACGCUACCAUUAUUGAUGUUGGUAUUGAGAUGUUAGCCAUCCUGCUGCAAAUUCUGUUACAGCUUUGGAACAUGCCCCAGACGGAGUGGAGUCCAGACCCGCAACAGAAAAUGAGCACGCCGCUCUUUCCUCAAUACCCCUCUUCAUCGGCUUGGACAGGAAUUGUCAUGUUCGAUUGA